AUGGCUAUUGAGAUGAAUUCUGGAAAAAGAGAAGGAACUUUGUCAGAGAAAAAUCAUGACUUGCUCAUAGAGAGGCCAAAAAAGGAGGACAGUGCCAUGAAACUUGAAGGACUAGAAAGUGAUAACGAGUCUGAGAGUAGUGAAGAAGAACUAGAGGAUAAGCAAGAGGACGAAUUUGUUGCGAAACCGAAAACAGUGAUCAGACAGGAUACAGAAGACGAGGAAGAUGAAGAAGACGAUUCAGAAGGUGAUGCAGCCAACGAUACAGAAGGAUAUGAUGAAAUAGAAGAGAUGGAAAAACAGCUAGUAGGAGAUAAUACAUUUGGAAUCGACAAAAUGAAGAAGCUCAGCCCGGAACAAUUACAGAAACAACAAAGAAAAGUGAAACGGACCGGAGUGGUAUAUCUAUCUUCGAUUCCACCAUAUAUGAAGCCAACUAAGAUACGGCAGAUAUUUUCACGAUUUGGAGAAAUUGGAAGGAUUUUCCUUAAACCUGAAGAUUUGAAGAUUCAUCGAAACAGAGUGAAAUCUGGAGGAAACAAAAAACGGAAGUUUGACGAAGGAUGGUGUGAAUUUAUCAGCAAGAAAGAUGCCAAACUGGCCGCAUUUACGUUAAAUGGAAAUAUAUUGGGAGGUAAGAAGCACAGCUUCUACCAUGACGAUAUUAUGAAUGUCAAGUAUUUGAAAGGGUUUAAAUGGGCUGAUUUGACAAGUGCUUUGAACGAAGAAAAGGAGGUUAGAGAAAGCAAGAUGGAGGCUGAGUUGUCUCUUCAGCAUAGAAUGGAUAAGGCAUUUAUUGACAAUGUAGAGACAAGCAAGAUGGUGAGAGGUAUGGAGAAAAAGAGAAAGCAUACUGAUUCUGAUACGACUGAUGUUAGAAGGGUAUUUAAGCAAAGAUCCGUGGCCACGAAUCGGUCUGGAGCUAAAGAGGAGGAAAAGCUUAGAUCAGAAAAGCACGGUAAUCUAGAGAAUGUUUUAAAUAAGUUGCUUUAG
Molecule: messenger RNA, 993 nt
Organism: Brettanomyces nanus
Lineage: Eukaryota; Fungi; Ascomycota; Pichiomycetes; Pichiales; Pichiaceae
Exons: 1
Coding region: 1-993 (330 amino acids)
Biological process (GO): endonucleolytic cleavage in ITS1 to separate SSU-rRNA from 5.8S rRNA and LSU-rRNA from tricistronic rRNA transcript (SSU-rRNA, 5.8S rRNA, LSU-rRNA); endonucleolytic cleavage in 5'-ETS of tricistronic rRNA transcript (SSU-rRNA, 5.8S rRNA, LSU-rRNA); endonucleolytic cleavage to generate mature 5'-end of SSU-rRNA from (SSU-rRNA, 5.8S rRNA, LSU-rRNA)
Cellular component (GO): nucleolus
Molecular function (GO): RNA binding
Source: RefSeq, a predicted model, not a curated record